AUGUCACGGUUUGGGGUCUCUCCUGCUCUGCUCCUGCAGUCGCAACUUACCUUUACUCAGACAAUACAACCUCAGUUCAAUCCUUCAAUUCUUCCAGCACCCACUAUCUCCCACAAAAGAUCAACCCCCGAAAUUCAAUUCAACCACAACCCUCACACCAACCCACCACAAUCGCGAAGCCAGAUCUACGAUGAAGCUUCCAGCCUUGACUGCUGUGACUACAGCCUCGCUCUUCUUCGCUCACUCAGCUUCGGCUGGUCCGAUUGGAUAUGGGAUUUGUCAAGCUGGCUGUUCUGCGGUGGUAAUGGCAUGUUACUCGGCGGCUGGCUUCACCUGGGGAGCUACCUUGGGCGCCACGGCUCCUGCUAG
This is a messenger RNA of Pyrenophora tritici-repentis Pt-1C-BFP, 369 nucleotides long. RefSeq lists its product as uncharacterized. The record is from RefSeq and is a predicted model, not a curated record. Lineage: Eukaryota; Fungi; Ascomycota; Dothideomycetes; Pleosporales; Pleosporaceae.